Messenger RNA from Colletes gigas, 1182 nucleotides. RefSeq names its product WD repeat-containing protein 61. Bases 176 to 1159 code for a protein of 327 amino acids. Gene Ontology annotation, cellular component: Cdc73/Paf1 complex. The record is from RefSeq and is a predicted model, not a curated record. Lineage: Eukaryota; Metazoa; Arthropoda; Insecta; Hymenoptera; Colletidae. Gene Ontology annotation, molecular function: protein binding. The transcript is spliced from 9 exons.
CGACGGUAAUAAGAUUUACAAUAAUCGAGAUUUGUUCUUCAUCACUUUGUUACGUUGUACUGUAUUGUCGAUGUCAUUUCGAUUGCUAUUGUUGAGACACAGCGUCAUUCAACGUGAUUUCCGUACAUACUUUAAUUUUUGUGAGCUAUUUCGAAGAUAAUACGUAUUCCCUAAAAUGUAUUCCUUAAUUAAUAAAACAGAAAAUGCUCACGAAGACAGUAUCUGGACCUGUGCUUGGGGUUGUCCUAAGAAGAAAAAAGAAUCACAACCGGAAAAUGACGAUUCACGCGAUUCUAUGCGAUCUAAUGACGAGGAAACAGUAGAAUACAUAGUAACUGGUUCGGUAGAUGAUACAGUUAAGGUCUGGGAACAAAAAGAUAAAAGUUUACAGUUGAAACAUAAGUUAACUGGCCAUUCUUUAGGAGUGGUGUCUGUUGCAGUAAGUUCGGACGGUUCGAAGUGUGCAUCAAGUUCAUUAGACUCUAGUUUGAAGCUAUGGGAUUUGGAAACAGGAGAGAAAAUAUCAAGUAUAGAAGUUGGUCCUGUGGAUAUUUGGACAGUAGUAUUUUCUCCUGAUGAUAAAUUCAUUGUGUCUGGCAGUCAUUCUGGAAAAAUACAUUUAUAUGGAACUGAGAGUGGAAAACAAGAACAAACUUUAGAUACCAGAGGUGGAAAAUUUACAUUGAGUGUUACCUAUAGCCCUGAUGGCAAAUAUAUCGCAAGCGGCGCAAUAGAUGGAAUUAUCAAUAUUUUCGAUGUUACUUAUGGGAAAGUGUUACGCACGCUGGAAGGUCAUGCAAUGCCUAUCAGAUCUCUAUGCUUCUCGCCCGAUUCUCAGCUGCUUCUUACUGCAUCAGAUGAUGGACAUAUGAAAAUAUACGAUGUGAAAGACGCUAAUUUAGCAGGAACUAUGUCAGGUCAUGCUUCGUGGGUACUCGGCGUUGCUUUUGCUCCAGACGGACAACAAUUUGCAUCUAGUAGUUCAGAUCAAACAGUCAAAGUUUGGGAAUUAGCACAACGACAGUGUUUAUAUACAUUUAAUGAACAUAACGAUCAGGUAUGGUCUGUGAAAUAUAGUCCACAGAGGAACAACAUAAUUGCAUCAGUGUCUGAAGACAAGUCCAUUAAUCUGUACGAAUGUCCAAUGUAUAAUAAAUAAAUUUUCUUAUAAAGAUGGAUGAA